Molecule: messenger RNA, 836 nt
Organism: Caenorhabditis auriculariae
Lineage: Eukaryota; Metazoa; Nematoda; Chromadorea; Rhabditida; Rhabditidae
Source: the annotation of a GenBank genome assembly
AUGAAGGUUUUUUAAACGCUUUUUUUGGCAGUUCAAUGAAAAAUUAGCGUAUUUUCUGAUCUUUUCAUAUCGCUAGGGAACCUUUCAACCAAAAUCCGACUUUUCCUCGUUUCGAACACCCUCAUACAAACUAUACUGCGUGGUCAAGAUUUGAAUACAAGAAAACAGGAAAAUCAAAAGAUUUGAAAGUAAAACAGAAAAUGAGGAAUAGUUGGAAAAUAACACAGUGAUAUUGAUAAAAACCGGAAAAAAAUCCCAAUUAGGAAAUUACCUUAAUUAAAUUUUUUACCGCCAUUUUUCCUAUUUUGAACCCAUUAGAAAUAUGACUCAUCUAUGUAAGUUGAGUGAAAAUGACUCAAAACGGAGAAAAGGCUUUCAGAAAACUUUCAAGGAGCCGAAAUUCCAGUUAUUUACGGAAUGGUUUUCAAAAUGUAUUUUCUCCUGCAGAUAACCACCUCAAAAUUCUUCAGCUCCUUCUAACCUUCGCCGUACUUCUCUCGUGCUCGUCGAUCUCGAUGGCCGACGACGAUGAAACUUCAAAAGAAGUUUUCGUAAUUGACUUGUCCAACAUUGACCACGCAAACGGCGCUGAGAUGGUCGGCAACUACACUGAAGAAGACACCAAAAUCAUCCCCACCAACAUUGAUUUCGCUGCUUUGAAGUGAGUUUUGUUUUCACGAAUAACAACAAUAAAUACAACGAUUCAAAACAAUUUUCAUUUAAAAAUAGUGCAAGGAUCUUUUUAAAAUUACAGAGAAGUUUACGCCAAGGAGAACAAGGCCGAACGAUUCCUGGCUUCGAGGCUUUUCUUCGACGACAAAAAACGAAAACGAUAA